AUGACUGGCAUCAACACAACCUUCUUCUUCACCAUCCAUGACACCCUCCUCACAAAGGGGCUCCAAGAUACUGAAGCCCUCACCAGUGACUUGCAGCUUCUGCUGCUCCUCAACUGGUUGUGUGAGAUGCCCAAGCUUUCAACCUUGGGCCAGAAAUUCAACAUCACCAAGUUGCUCACCUCUACAAUGAUCCAUGUGCUCAUCUAUGACCUUCAUGAGGUACUGCAGGAGCUUGUCCCCAUCACUGCUCAGGUGCACAUCUUCUCUUUCUUCUCCUUUGUGUGGUGUGCACACAGGGUUUGA
Acanthamoeba castellanii str. Neff is the source of this 303-nucleotide messenger RNA. RefSeq lists its product as uncharacterized. Bases 1 to 303 code for a protein of 100 amino acids. The record is from RefSeq and is a predicted model, not a curated record. NCBI's taxonomy places the organism in Eukaryota, Discosea, Longamoebia, Acanthamoebidae. The transcript has a single exon.